Molecule: messenger RNA, 1454 nt
Organism: Mus pahari (shrew mouse)
Lineage: Eukaryota; Metazoa; Chordata; Mammalia; Rodentia; Muridae
Product: sulfotransferase family cytosolic 2B member 1-like
Exons: 8
Coding region: 197-1072 (291 amino acids)
Biological process (GO): sulfation
Cellular component (GO): cytoplasm
Molecular function (GO): sulfotransferase activity
Source: RefSeq, a predicted model, not a curated record
UUGCAGCCUUUGCCUAGAAUGCACCAAGCUAGAGUUUCGUUUCUGCUUCAGAUGCAGAAAGCACAGAAGCAGAAAAGUGUGCCUUGGAACUCCCGGUUCGAAUCCUGCCUCAUCAACCGGAGGUCUGGGCUGCGUGCACACAGCCAGGUACAACACGCGGAGAAGGACUUUGUGCCCCGUUUCGCACAGCACCAGCAUGAACGAGCUCAUGAACACCACUGAAAUCUUCGACGGCGUCCGCUUCCCAGGAUUCAUGCACACCCCAGAGUCCCUGAAAGCGGCUUGCUCUUUCCAGUUCCAAGACACAGACAUACUCUUGGUAACAUUCCCCAAGUCAGGUACCACCUGGAUGCAACAGGUUCUGAGUCUUAUCUUCUGUGAGGGUCACUUGUGGCCUAUUCACCACCUCCCCAACUGGGCCCGCAUGCCCUGGAUAGAGCAAACUUCCUUCAGCAGCCUCCUUUCCAAGCAGAACACUUCCUGGCCUCGUCUCCUCACCUCCCACCUGAAUGCCAAAGGGCUGUCCCCCGCUCUGAUGAAGUCCAAGGCCAAGGUGGUGUACAUGGCCCGGAACCCCAAGGACGUUCUGGUUUCCUUCUUCCACUUCCACCAAAUAGCCGGCUUCCUGCCCAACCCCAGCUCCUUUGAGGACUUUCUGGAUGAGUUUCUCGAGGGCACAGGCUUUUUCGGCUCCUGGUUUGACCACGUGAAGGGGUGGCUGAGCCUGCAGAAGGACCUAACUUUGCUUUUUGUCACAUAUGAGGAGCUGCACCAGGAACCCCGCAGAACCAUCCGCAAGUUAAGUGAAUUCCUGGGGCGCCCCCUGGGGCCCAAAGAGGAGGCUAUCAUCCUGGAACACAGUAGUUUCUCCUUCAUGAGUCAGAACAACAUGGUCAACUACAGCCUGCUGCCCAAGGAGAUCAUGGACCAGAGCAAGGGCAAGUUCCUCAGGAAAGGUGUUGUGGGGAACUGGAGGGAAUACUUUACACCUGAGAUGAAUGAGAAGUUCAACGCUGUCUACCAGUCCAAGAUGGGUGACUCUGGCCUUUGCCUCCCCUGGACCAUGGACUGACCCUUCUGACCCAUCUAGCGUAUUCACAUGGGCCCACCAUGCUACGACCCUGGUCUAGCCUGUCCUUCCACUGUGCUAUGCCCCUGGUCUAGCCUGUCCUCCUACUGUGCUAUGCCCCUGGUCUAGCCUAUCCUCCUACUGUGCUAUGCUCCUGGUCUAGCCUGUCCUCCUACUGUGCUAUGCCCCUGGUCUAGCCUAUCCUCCUACUGUUCUAUGCCCCUGGUCUAGCCUGUCCUCCUACUGUGCUAUGCCCCUGGUCUAGCCUGUCCUCCUACUGUGCUAUGCCCCUGGUCUAGCCUAUCCUACUGUUCUAUGCCCCUGGUCUAGCCUGUCCUCCUACUGUGCUAUGCCCCUGGUUUAGCAAUAAAAGCUCAGAUCCAUG